Molecule: messenger RNA, 3575 nt
Organism: Amaranthus tricolor (Joseph's coat)
Lineage: Eukaryota; Viridiplantae; Streptophyta; Magnoliopsida; Caryophyllales; Amaranthaceae
Product: multiple C2 domain and transmembrane region protein 5
Exons: 2
Coding region: 988-3306 (772 amino acids)
Source: RefSeq, a predicted model, not a curated record
UUGGUGGAAGACGGAAGUGCUAUAUUACACAAUUAAGAAUUUAUUAGAUGAUAGACUAGACUUACAUAUACUUGUUUUUUUAGAAAAAGUUAAAUCAUGAAUUUUAAAAAAUAUUUAUAUAAAAGUGAUUUCUUGAAAAUUUUCAAAGCUUUUUUUUUUUUUCUCUUUGUUUUAAUUGAAUCUUGUCUUAAUUAGUAAGUAUCACUUUUUUCGAGUAAUAUUAUUAAUUUGAUUUUCACCUAACUCUUUCAAUUUCUCGGUUUACAUUAUACUCUAAAAAAUAAUGUUUAUUUUCACCCUUAAAGUUGUUUUUGCAUAAUAUUAACCUUACUCCAACAACAGCGUUCUUUUCUAUGGUCUUACUCUUUUGUCUGUCCAACAAAAUUCAUGUUCCCAAAUGCAUAAAAAAACACCUUUUUUUUUUUGAAAGAAUUUUUGUCAUAGAAAACAACAAAAAUCAGUAGUACUAGUAAAUUUUAACUAGACUUGGUCUUCAACAAAUUUUCUGUUUGUUUGAGUUGGUAAGCAACCCUUACUUCUGCCCAUCAGCUUCAUUUUUUCUCUUUAUUAAAGACAUAAUUAUUCCUUUUUUGAGGCUUUUCUUGGUUGAUCCAAACACUUCUUUACUCCAUUGUAAGUCUUAAGCAGUUAAGCUGAAAUGCAGGUCUGCCUGUUUGUUCUGUUUCUGUGUUCAUGAUUGAGCACUGUUUAAGUGUUUGCUUCACUGAAACACUUCACUUUUGGUAAAUUUUAUUAGUCACUUUCUUCUUUAAAACCUUUGAGUUUGUCUGCCAGAUUCUUACUUUUGACUGCUAUCAAUUAUUCCUGGUGUGCAUAUUUUUCAGUUUGCUUGAUCAUCACUCUAAUUACUUUUUUCAAUAUGCCAAUUUUUUGAUGUUUUAUAGCCUAAAUUACCCAUUUCAGCUAAAUUCUUACACAGAGAAAAACCCACAUUUUGUUUUGUGAAUUAUAAGCACAAAGAAAAAAAUGAAGGCAGUGGCAGUCCCUCCACAGGAGGAAUUUGCCCUCAAGGAGACUUCUCCGGCCAUUGGCGUGGCCGGUUUAGGUAGGGAUAAGCUGACCUCUACCUAUGACCUUGUUGAGCAAAUGCAGUAUUUGUAUGUUCGAGUAGUCAAGGCAAAGGAAUUGCCCGGAAAGGACGUAACCGGGAGUUGUGACCCUUAUGUGGAAGUUAAGUUAGGGAACUAUAAGGGAACAACUAGGCAUUUUGAGAAGAACACUAAGCCCGAGUGGCAUCAAGUGUUUGCAUUCUCGAAAGAACGAAUUCAAUCUUCGAUUGUCGAGAUUUUGGUGAAAGAUAAGGAUGUUGUGAAGGAUGAUUUCAUUGGGAGGGUUGUAUUUGACUUGAAUGAGGUUCCGAAGAGAGUCCCUCCGGAUAGUCCUUUGGCUCCUCAAUGGUAUAGGCUUGAGGAUCGUAAAGGGGAUAAGGCGAAAGGGGAGCUUAUGUUGGCGGUUUGGAUGGGCACGCAAGGUGAUGAGGCGUUCCCUGAGGCGUGGCAUUCUGAUGCGGCUUCUGUUGGUGGGGACACUGUGGGGAAAAUCCGGUCUAAAGUGUACCUUUCGCCUAAGUUGUGGUAUGUGAGGGUUAAUGUUAUUGAAUGUCAGGAUUUGGUGCCUAAUGAUAAAACCCGGUUUCCUGAAGUAUUUGUUAAGGCAAUGCUUGGAACUCAAGGUUUUAAGACUAAAAUCUGCCCAGUUAAGACCCUGAACCCUAUGUGGAACGAAGAUCUGUUAUUUGUAGCUGCCGAGCCUUUUGAAGAAGCCUUGGUGUUGAGUGUCGAAGAUAGAGUUGGACCCGGGAAAGAAGAAUCUCUAGGAAGAUGUCUAAUUCCUUUGCAUAUGUUGCAAAGAAGGUUGGACCAUAAACCAGUGAACACGCGAUGGUACAAUCUCGAAAAGCAUAUGAUUGUCGAUGGUGAAAAGAAGGAAGCUAAGUUUGCUAGUCGGAUUCAUCUAAGGAUUUGUUUGGAUGGUGGUUAUCAUGUAUUGGAUGAAUCUACCCAUUACAGCAGUGAUCUAAGGCCAACAGCCAAGCAGUUGUGGAAACCGAGCAUUGGUAUUUUAGAGCUCGGGAUUCUAAGUGCUCAUGGGCUUAUGCCGAUGAAGAACAAAGACGGAAGAGGGACAACUGAUGCAUACUGUGUGGCUAAGUAUGGCCAAAAAUGGGUUCGGACAAGAACCAUCAUCGACAGCUUUCAUCCCAAAUGGAACGAGCAAUACACUUGGGAAGUAUUUGAUCCAUGUACAGUCAUUACAAUCGGUGUUUUCGAUAACUGUCAUCUAAAUGGAAAUCCCGGAAUGAGAGAUUCAAGAAUCGGUAAAGUAAGAGUUAGGCUUUCGACCCUCGAAGCUGAUCGAGUCUACACACAUGCAUAUCCUCUUAUAGUGUUGCAUCCUUCGGGAGUAAAGAAGAUGGGUGAAGUUCAACUUGCUGUGAGGUUUUCUUGCUCGUCAUGGAUGAACAUGUUGCAUAUGUAUUCUCAUCCAUUGCUACCAAAAAUGCAUUACAUUCAUCCAUUGUCGGUCAUACAGCUCGAUAGCUUGAGACACCAAGCGAUUCAUAUCGUCUCCAUGAGACUCAGCAGAGCGGAACCUCCUCUGAGAAAAGAGGUUGUCGAGUAUAUGUUAGAUGUCGAUUCGCAUAUGUGGAGUAUGCGAAGGAGCAAAGCGAACUUCUUCCGAAUCAUGAACGUUUUAAGCGGAAUGAUAGCUGCUGGUCGAUGGUUCGAUCAAAUUUGCAACUGGAAAAACCCGAUUACUACAAUCCUUAUUCACAUUCUCUUAAUAAUACUUAUUGUAUAUCCCGAACUAAUUCUGCCCACCAUCUUUCUCUAUCUUUUCAUGAUCGGAAUUUGGAACUACCGAUGGAGGCCUAGGCACCCACCUCAUAUGGACACUCGCCUUUCACACGCUGAUGUGACUCACCCUGAUGAGCUCGAUGAGGAGUUUGAUACGUUUCCUACAUCUCGCGGAAAUGAGAUCAUUAGGAUGAGAUAUGAUCGGCUGAGGAGCAUUGCGGGGAGAAUUCAGACGGUUGUAGGAGAUUUGGCUACUCAAGGGGAGCGGUUUCAGUCACUCCUCAGCUGGAGAGAUCCAAGAGCAACAGCAUUGUUUGUUACUUUCUGUUUACUUGCCGCUAUUGUGUUGUAUAUUACUCCGUUCAAAGUAAUCAUCCUCUUCUACGGCAUCUAUGUAUUAAGGCAUCCGAGAUUCAGGAAAAGGCUUCCAUCAGUUCCGAUUAACUUCUUUCGAAGGCUACCUGCAAGAACCGACAGCAUGCUGUGAAAACAGUUCAUAAUGUCAUUACACCAUUUCAGGCCCAUGCAGCAAAAUUAGAACUAUCUAAUUAACAGAAACUUAACUAUGAAUUACGAUGAUGAUGUUCCAAAUUUAGAAGGAAAGAAUCCAACAGACAUCUAUGAAGUGUUUUUUACUUUUUUAGUUUUUUUACAUGCUUUUGCUUUUUGUUGGGCAUUUUGCAAUGAAUCCUCAUGCACUACUCUAUCUAGCUACUCCCAUAAAUCAAUAUCAAAAGGUUUCAUUGUUCCAAGGUA